AUGUCGUCCAAGUCCAACUGCGGUGAGGAGAAGGAGCUGGUGUGCGUGACCGGCGCCGGCGGCUACAUCGGCUCGUGGGUGGUGAAGGAGCUGCUCCAGCGCGGCUACCGUGUCAGGGGAACUGCGAGGGACCCUGCGGACAGCAAGAACGCGCACCUGCUGGCUCUGGAGGGCGCCAAGGAGCGCCUCACCCUGUGCCGCGCCGACGUCCUCGACCGCGACUCCCUCCACGCCGCCUUCGCCGGCUGCCACGGCGUCUUCCACGUCGCCUCCCCGGUCUCCAACGACCCGGAGCUCGUGCCGGUGGCGGUGGAGGGCACCAGGAACGUCAUCAACGUCGCGGCGGACGAGGGUGCGCGCCGCGUCGUCUUCACCUCCUCCUACGGCGCCGUCCACAUGGACCCCAACCGGAGCCCCGACACCGUCCUCGACGAGACCUGCUGGAGCGACUACGACUUCUGCAAGCGAACGGAGAACCUGUAUUGCUGCGCCAAGAUGAUGGCGGAGAUCACAGCGACGGAGGAGGCGGCGGCGCGGGGCUGCAGCUGGCCGUGCAGACGCUCAACUUCAGCACCAACCACGUCGCGCGCUACCUCAUGGGCACCAAGCGCUCCAUCCCCAACGCCGUCGCCGCCUACGUCGACGUCCGCGACGUCGCGCGCGCACGUCCUCGCCUACGAGCGCCCCAGCGCGUGCGGACGGUACCUCUGCAUCGGCACCGUGCUGCACCGCGAACAGCUCGUCGCCAUGCUCAGGGACCUCUUCCCGCAGUACCCCGUCACGGCCAAGUGCGAGGACGAUGGCAAGCCAUUGGCGAAGCCGUUCAAGUUCUCCAACCAGAGGCUCAGGGAUCUGGGCUUGGAGUUCACUCCGCUGAGGAAGAGCUUGUACGAGACCGUGGUGUGCCUGCAGCAGAAGGGACACCUGCCUGCCAUCCAACAGCAGCAGCGCGCGUACUUGUAA
Miscanthus lutarioriparius is the source of this 963-nucleotide messenger RNA. Lineage: Eukaryota; Viridiplantae; Streptophyta; Magnoliopsida; Poales; Poaceae. The record is from the annotation of a GenBank genome assembly.